Ilex paraguariensis (yerba mate) is the source of this 702-nucleotide messenger RNA. The record is from the annotation of a GenBank genome assembly. NCBI's taxonomy places the organism in Eukaryota, Viridiplantae, Streptophyta, Magnoliopsida, Aquifoliales, Aquifoliaceae.
AUGGAAGCUGGACUCAAGUCUCUCUCCGGCCAAAAUGGUGAAUUCAUUGACUCCUUAACACAGAUCAUGCAACGUGGGAACUUCGAAUGGAGAACUUAUUCUGUGCUGUUAUUGAAAUCGAUCUUCGAAGUGGCGAAUCCAAUGCAGCUGAUGAGUUUGAAACCAGAAUUAUUUGUUCAAUUAGUCCAAGUCUUGAAGGAUCAGAUCUCUCACAAAGCCACCAAAAAUACACUGAAACUACUGAUCAAUGUUUGUCCAUGGGGAAGAAACAGAGUCAAAACAGUCGAAGUCGGCGCGGUGCCAGAAUUGAUUGAUCUUUUACUCGAAGCCCAUGAGAAAAGGGACAGUGAAAUGAUACUAGUGGUGUUGGAUCAACUGUGCCAGUGUGCCGAAGGAAGAGCCGAGUGGUUGAACCAUGGAGCUGGGUUAGCAAUUGUGUCAAAGAAGAUAAUUAGGGUUUCGAAGAUGGCAAGUGAAAGGACUGUGAGGAUUCUAGUUUUUGUUUCGAAGUUUUCUGCAACUCCAAGUGUUCUUCAAGAGAUGCUGAAUCUUGGUGUGGUGGCAAAGCCUUGCCUGUUCCUUCAAGUGGAUUGUGGUAGCAAGACCCAGGAGAGAGCUAGAGAGAUCCUGAAAUUGCAUGCCAAGGCAUGGAAGAACUCUGCUUGUAUACCCAUGAAUUCGUUUUCUUCAUAUCCAUCUUAG